Trachymyrmex cornetzi is the source of this 621-nucleotide messenger RNA. It is a transcript of the gene CPR5, whose product is annotated as cuticular protein 5. Gene Ontology annotation, cellular component: extracellular matrix. Lineage: Eukaryota; Metazoa; Arthropoda; Insecta; Hymenoptera; Formicidae. The record is from RefSeq and is a predicted model, not a curated record.
AAUGCGCAGAUUAUCAGCUAUUUUAUUAGCGUUUUAUUGGCUGUUGUCCGCGCCGGGAUCGUUGAACCGGAUGCAACUGCAAUAGUGUCGCAACAACCAGCUACGACGGUUAUCAAAGCCGAAAACUACGAUUCUCCUCGGUAUAGCCUCGGAUAUAACGUGGCAGAUGGUUUCAUGGUGCACGACAACAAGGCGCAGGAAGAGACUUGCAACGGCAAUGUAGUUCACGGAAGUUACAGCUUAAUCGAGCUCGACGGUUCCAGGCGCACCGUCUCCUACGCGGCCGAUCCUAUCAACGGUUUUAACGCGGUCGUGCAACGGGACCAAGACAUCACGGUUAAAACCAUCGCUGUCGCUGCACCCCUUCCUGCAGCGACGUUAUGUCCCGUGAUCGCUGCAACUGCACCAGCAGCAGCGAUUGUCGUGGAUGCACCCCUGCUGAGGCAGUCGUUCAUCUACGGAUCUACGCUGGCCGCGACAAAUGUUGCCGUCGCGAAUUCAGGACUGGUAGGUCUUGGUGAAAGCUUGGGAGUCAGAUCGAGAUCUCUCUACGGUGCACAGACCGUCGCGUCGUCGCGUUAUGGCAGCGGCAAUGUUGUGAAAAUUCACCAAGCAGCGUAG